GCUAUGGUGGCUUGUUACCCAGGUAACGGCACGGGGUACAUCCGUCACGUGGACAACCCUAACGGUGACGGCCGCUGCAUCACCUGCAUUUACUAUCUCAACAAGAACUGGGAUGUCAAGGUACAAUGGAACAUUGAGUCUCAUACAUCUGAUAUACUGUACUUUACUGUCCCACCAGAUUUUCCUUGGCAACCCUCCGGCUACUCGCCAGCCUCUCUAACCUCAAGGCUAUGGAUAAGACACUGUGCAUCUAACAGGAAACCUAUUUGUGCGUGUUGUCAGGUUCAAGGAGGUCUGCUGCAGAUCUAUCCAGAGGGGAAAGUGUGGUGGCCAACAUAGAACCGCUGUUUGACCGUCUGCUCAUCUUCUGGUCCGACCGCAGGAACCCACACGAGGUUAAGCCAGCCUACGCUACACGGUGAGUGACCAUACAUGCAGCCACGCACACAAAAACACAGGAGAGGCUAUAUACGGACACGCUUGGUGCCCAAAUUGAUGACGUAUGUCGCACAGCUGAGAGUCAAGUGGAGACAACGGAUUUGUUUGUCAGUUCAGUCAGUCAUCCUGAUGAGCCCUUCCCAGCUAGCUAAUUUAUGCUUGUGGCUAGAAAGUUCCGUGAGAAUUUGAAACUUGUCUGCCGAAGUUGUGACUUGGGAGAGUGUUCAGAGUCAUUCUGUUUUUAAAUCGGAGUAAUUGUUCAUUUUUUUGUAGACGUUAAUGCCGUAGUUGUACAUUUUCUGUGAAAACCAUGCUUUAGCUCUCAUCCUGGCCUGAUAUUGGCUAAACUAUCCAGCUACUUCCCUCUCCUUACUGCCAAAUCCACUCGACUCUCAGCUGCGUGACAUAUGUCAUCAAUUUGCGCACCAGGCGUGCCCGUAUAGCCUCUUUCCACACACACACACACAAAUGCAUGCUGACAUAGACUCACACUGGGGUCAGAGAGGUGAUACAGUAUGUACACUUACAAAGUCACUGCAUGCUCACUGAGACGCAAUGUAUUCAAUCACACACACAUACACACACACAAUUAAACACACAUACACAUGUCCCAUUGGUACUGUAUAUUCAAACUGAGAUUUACUAUGUGAUGAAGUAUGUAGUAUGCACUAAGGCACACUUAAAGACCCACAUAACCACAUCCACUCACCCCCCCCCCCACACUUCUUCUCUCUGCUGAGCCCUUAUAACCUCUAACCCACUUUACCUCAUUCACACACUGUACAGUACAGUAUAUGUUCACUAAAGGCUCCUAAUGGUGUUGGGGAAGCUUUUACCUGCUCUAUGAAAGGGAUACUUUGGAUUUGUCAGAUGAACUCAUGGAUACCAUUUUUAUGUCUCUGCAUCCAGUAUGAAGGAAGUUAGAGGUAGUUUUCGCGAGUCAAUGCUAACUAGCGUUAGCGCAAUGACUGGGGGUCUAUGGCAUCUACUAGCAUGCGCUAACGCUAGUUAGCAACUUCCUUCAAACUGCACGCAUAGACAUCAAAAUGGUAUCUGCGAGUUCAUCUGACUCUGGAGAAGUAGAUAAAGGGCUUCAUUGCCAAAAUCCCGAAGUAUCCCUUUCACAAAUUAUAGAUCCACUCAUGCUGAUGAUCCACUGUUGAGAGAAGUAUGAACUCAAUCAGAACCUAUUCAGACUCCUGCCUGAUGUUGUGAUCAUGCACAUGAUUUUUUCAUCUAUGUGCUGAAUCUUGGAACGCAUUAGUCAGAAGUACACCACAAAAAUGUGACAUGUCAUUAGCUUGAUUCUAGUUCAUUUGUUAGUCCUCUCCUCUCCUACUCUCCUCUCUGUCUGACAUCUAGGGGGUGAGGUGGGGCUCAGGACAGGAAGAACGUAUUUCCUGACUGGAGCGGGUCAGGGGUGGCGAGAGUGAGGGAGGAGGGCGGUAGGGGGGCAGUCGUCGGUUCAAUUGCAGCUCUCGUGCGUGCUUGAGGGAGAGAGACAGGAAUAAACAACACAACCCCACUGAGAAGCCCCACAGGAGAGGCAAUAACCCUAACUUAACCCUCCACUGUCCAGAAGCAGCUCAGAUUUAACCCUCCACUGACCAUAUAUAGCACAGACUUAACCCUCUCCUAUUCUUUCCAAUGCUGUACUAUACUGUACUGAAUUGGUCUGUUCUUGCUCGUGAGCUGAGAAUCUCUGUUGUCAGUCUGAUCAGAUCAUCUUGUGUGUUACAGCUAUGCCAUCACUGUCUGGUACUUUGAUGCCAAGGAGCGGGCCGAGGCCAAAGAGAAGUACAGAUUG
Messenger RNA from Coregonus sp. 'balchen', 2245 nucleotides. Lineage: Eukaryota; Metazoa; Chordata; Actinopteri; Salmoniformes; Salmonidae. The record is from the annotation of a GenBank genome assembly.